AUGUCAAACAACUGACUGUUAUUUACUCAGAGUUAUUUACACCCAAUGCGAUUAUGGCCAAAUCAGAUUCAGAUAAUUAUGUAUAGUUUCAGUGUGAAAUUUAUAUUAAAACCAACUGAAGAUUUCUUAUAGUGCUCCUUUGUUCGUGUCCCAGUGUUGUUGUGACAAUAUACGACCUAAAACUUUCAAAAACACGCAUUUGAGCCAUACAGACCGUUACACAAGCGUUAACUGUGCAAGUGCUUUAAUAGUGUUAUUGGACCUGUGUAACCCAUUGUAAGUGACAAUAAACUUUACGUUGGCCAUAGAUUUUCAUGGAAACAGCUUUUCCAAGUGAUUAAAAACAUUUUUAAAUUUAAACGAACUUAAAAAUAUUUUUCCACUACAACUAACCCCAUCUGUGACAUAAUCCAAGUACUAUUUUGGAUAAAUCGUUACUGCUUUCCUUAAGUACUUGACGAGAGCAAGUGAUUUUUCUAGUAACCGCUAGAGGGUAUUAAACCAGUUAAAAUGAAUAAUUGUGGAGUCUGCAACAAAACCAUCAAAGAUGAUAAAAGCUCAGAAGACACUGUAGUAUGCUGUACUUCGUGCCUAAAAAAAUUUCACCUCGGAUGUCUUCUACGCAAUCACUAUUACAGCUUCAAGAUGCGUUUGAUAAUAUGAAACGUGAAAUGAGUGCCUUCACUUGUGCUCUAAAUUCUACAACAGAAGACGUAGAAUACUUCCGAAAAGAGUUAAGUGAUAUGAAAAAAGAGCUUAAGGAUUUGGACAAGUAUAAAGCUGAAGUUGUUGAUCUUCGAGCUGAGGUGUUGGAACUUCGACAUGAACUUGAUGCUAGGGAACAACAAAAGUACCUGAAGGACGUAGAACUGACGGGCAUCACUGAACACCAGGGUGAAAAUCUUACACAAAUAGUGAAUAAUAUCUCCGCAAAACUCGGAAUUAGCUUGGAGCCCCACGACGUCGACGAUAUAAAACGCGUCGGUCAACGGACAACUGGGUCUGAUAGUAGACCUCGGCCGGUGAUCGUCACUCUUACCCGGCGAGCGCCUCGCGACCAGUUGCUGCGCGCCGCGAGGGUCCGCCGCGGCCUCACUACUGAUAUGAUCCAAGUACCUGGAAACUCCCGCCGUAUCUAUGUCAACGAGCACCUUACAAAAUCUAACAGAGUCUUAUUUAGUAAGGCACGCGCGUCCGGUCUGCAACUGAAAUUCAAAUAUGUAUGGACAUCUAAUGGCACUGUUUUCAUGAGAAGAACGGAAACUAGUUCUGUACUUCGUGUAACCUCAGAGACGAUUUUAGAGAAAUUAAUGAACCGACAUGUAAAUAACAAUAAUACUCGGAUUAACAGUCAGUAUUCCUAAUAGUAUGAACAUCUAUCUUUUUUACUAUUAUUUUUUGUUACGGCUGUUUGAUACUAUAACAUUACUCUUCAGCCGUCCUGUUGUGAUUUACUGUAUUCUAAUAUAUGCAAUAAUUUUAAUGUGGCUGUGGUUGUACAAACAAGCAUACUAUUUUCUCUUAUGCAUAGUUCUUACAAUGUACUAUUUAUUACGGAAACUUUUAUUUAUUAUAAUUGAUAGGUUAACAUCUUACAGUGAUUCUUGCUAUGCUGUCUCUUAUAAUUUUUUUACAAUUUACACUUGGUUCGGUACGGGUGUAAUUAUUUUUUACAAAUUCUCUGAAUAUUUUAAUAUCGUGCGCUAUGUUAUUAACUUAAAAUUAAAGCAUUUAUUUAUUGUUACUCAAGUUAGCAAUUUCAGAUCUCAUUUUGUGAUGCUUUGUUAUUUAGGUUAUAACAGAUACUUAUUUAUACUGGAGGGCGAUAAGUUACACUGUUCCAAUUUAUUUUUAUCCUCUUUAUUAUCUAAGUUCAUAAGUAGUUCUUAUAAAAUUUUCAUAAAUAACUUAACCCAACACAAUAUUCUUCAUCCAUCGAUUAUAGCACAAAAGUUAAUUCUUACUUACGGUAUGGACUUACUUAUUCUUACUUAUUCUCUGGGCUCUCUGUUAUUAUAUUUUUUAAACUCCUUUAACUCUGUUAUGUCCUGCUCUUUUAUAAUACACAUAAAUUACAAAUUAUGGAUACCAUAGACUUACACACACAUUUAGACAAUUCUUUUCACAUUAAUUGCCAAAAUGUGAAUGCGUUAGAAGACUGUAAGGGCAUUCUUACAAAACACUACAAUUUUAAGAUACUUACCUUCAAUAUCAGAAGUAUUCAUAAAAAUUUCAACAAUUUUCUUAUCGCACUUUAUCGUCUUGACAUUAAUUGUGAUGUUAUUGUACUAACGGAAUGUUGGCUUGAUUCUACUACAGUCAUUAAUUGUAUCCCUGGUUAUAACUUUUUUUUCACAAAACAUAACAUAAAUCAAAAUGGAGGUGUAGUUGUCUAUGUAAGAGAUUGCUGGGAUGUAAAUGUUUCGGAACCCUAUAUUACUGAUGCAUGUUGCCUUGUAUAGAGAUCCCAAAAUUCUUAGCAAUUCUGGGGAUUUACCGGUCCCCCUCUUUUAAAAAUACUAACGAUUUUAUUAAUUCUCUGGACAAUAUUCUUGAAUCUUUAAAAACUUAUCCUAAUUUAGUUUUUGCGGGCGAUAUCAAUAUAGACAUAUCUACAGAUGGUGUUUCACUGAAUUCCUCAGAGUACCUAUGCAGAACUGCUGAGCAUGGUCUAAUUCCGGCUGUCACUCUUCCUACUAGGCUUGACGCAUGCUUAGAUCACAUUUUCCUGAAAUCAACAUAUUCAGCGCAAAGCGUGGUAUGCGAUACAGAUAUAACGGAUCAUAAAAUACUCAUUAUGAGUCUGUCAACUCAAAAACACAAGUCUAAACCUUCCAGACUUAAAUUUGUAACAGACUUCGAGAUGGUUUGCAUCGACCUGAAAGCAAUCGAGUGGACCUCAGUCCUUGAAUUGAUGUUAACGAGGCGGCAAAUCUCUUUUUAGACACUUUUUCAGAGAUAGUACAAAAAAAUACAAAAGAAAUAAAAAUAAGCAAACUAAAAUACAACAUUGAACCGUGGAUUACUGCAGGUCUUCUGCGGUGUAUAAGACAUAGAGACUAUCUACACAUGCAAGCACGAAAGAAUCCAGAUAAUGAAAUCAUCACAACGUCAUAUUCUAGAUACAGGAAUUAUUGUAACGACUUACUAAGAAGAUUAAAACGCGAGUAUGAAAGAAAAGAAGUAAAUAAAAACCGUCAUAAUACUAAGGCUCUGUGGAAUACUCUCAGUAAAAUUGUAACUUAAAACAGAAAAGUAACUUGCCUUCUGGACUGCUCACAAAAUUAGAGAACCCUACUGUGCCACUCAAUGAAUUUAACAAAUUUUUUGUCUCUAUCGGGCAAGAAUUGCAAAUAAAAUACUCAGAGAUAUUAAUGAAUCCGAAGACAGUUUAUCUUCUAAACUGAACACCGCAAAUGGUCCAUCAAACUCCUUGUAUCUUUCCCCAACUGAUCACGAUGAGGUCGACGCAUUAAUACGUAAUUUAAAAAACAAUAGUGCUCCUGGUUUAGAUGGUUUUUCAAAUACAUUGAUAAAAGCAGUUAGAGCGUACACAAUCAUUCCUCUUACUCAUAUCUUCAACUUGAGCUUCAGCACAGGAUGCUUCCCUGAAGUUUGGAAAAUUGCAGCUGUAACGCCGAUUCACAAAGAAGGACACAAAGAAGGACCCAAAGAUGCGCCCAGUAACUAUCGGCCAAUUUCACUUCUUAGUGUAUUUUCAAAACUAUUAGAAAAAAUUACAAACAAACGUCUGUCACAAUUCCUAGAAGAUAAUGGAAUGCUAGCAAAUAAUCAAUUUGGUUUCCGAAGAGGAAAGUCCACAGAAGAUGCUGCAGAAAUGGUAAUUAAUUCCAUAGCGUCACAUCUAGACAACGGCCGCUUUUGCUACGGUGUCUUCCUGGACCUCGCUAAGGCAUUCGAUACAGUCUCAAUUUCUAUCUUAUUGCGUAAAUUAGAAAGGAUGGGGAUUCGAGGGAUUGCUCUGGACUGGUUUUGCAGUUACCUCUCCCAUAGAAAGCAACUUGUAAAACUAAAUAAAUUUACUAGCUCUAUUCUACCCACUACAUUUGGAGUCCCCCAGGGCAGCAUACUCGGUUCCUUGCUAUUCAUUAUUUACAUGAAAGACAUUUAUGAUCUUAACCUAAUAUCCGCUGACAUAGUUUGUUACGCGGAUGACACAGUCAUAAUUUUUCAUGGUGAAGACUGGGAUAGCGCACGAAUUGCUGCUGAAAAGGGCAUGCACCAUAUAUCAAAAUGGUUACAGUAUAAUCUUCUUACUCUCAAUAGUAAUAAGACAAAAUACAUAUGCUUCCACAAAACAGCCAGAACACGGCCCCCGGACUUAUCAUAUUGCAAAAUCCACACAUGCGACUACUCCGAUCCAUUUCACUGUGACUGUAUUU
Messenger RNA from Manduca sexta (tobacco hornworm), 4403 nucleotides. RefSeq lists its product as uncharacterized. NCBI's taxonomy places the organism in Eukaryota, Metazoa, Arthropoda, Insecta, Lepidoptera, Sphingidae. The transcript is spliced from 2 exons. The record is from RefSeq and is a predicted model, not a curated record. The coding region runs from base 576 to 1364 and encodes 262 amino acids.